This is a messenger RNA of Bufo gargarizans (Asiatic toad), 2735 nucleotides long. It is a transcript of the gene PEF1, whose product is annotated as penta-EF-hand domain containing 1. The record is from RefSeq and is a predicted model, not a curated record. Gene Ontology annotation, molecular function: calcium ion binding. The transcript has 5 exons. Gene Ontology annotation, biological process: COPII vesicle coat assembly. Lineage: Eukaryota; Metazoa; Chordata; Amphibia; Anura; Bufonidae. Bases 293 to 1144 code for a protein of 283 amino acids.
GCUCCAUUUUAAAGUGACCAGGCGCCUCACCUUACACACUUACCGUAAUCUUUGUAUUACAGUAUAUUACUAAUCUUUGCUACCAAAGCUUGGGAUGUAGAUGUAACUACUGCUACAUCCCGCGGCUGCUUCAAACCCACGUGACGUCGAGAGGUCCUUACGAUGCAUGGAGGUUAGACACAACAGUUACUACAGUUACUAAUCAGGGCGAGGGACUGCCUCUGUCACUUCCUAGCCGAACUUUGACAGCAGGACUCCGGUGUAUCGGCGGCGCAGACCCCCGGGAGUGAUCAUGACGAGCUAUCCGUACGGCCAGGGAUACCAAGGCUCUGCAGGACAAACCCCUGGUGCACCUCCAGUAAACUAUAAUGCAGGUCAGCAGUAUGGAGGAAGUGGUCAAUCUGGCCAGCCUUCAUAUGGGAGACCUGCACCUGGAGCACCGUGUGGACCUCCAAUGUCUAAUAAUGGUUAUGGACAGCAAGUACCCGGCGGUGCAGCACCAGGUGGGCCAGGAGGGCCCUACGGUGGCCAAGCUCCAGGUGGUCCUUAUGGGGGAUCUGGAACAAAUCCAUAUGGUGCUUCGCAGCAACGGCAAUAUGGUCAGAGACCUUCUGGGAACCUACCUCCAGGAGUAGAGCCAGAAGCUUUUAACUGGUUCCAAUCUGUUGACACCGAUAGAAGUGGUCACAUCUCUUUAAAAGAGCUUAAACAAGCCUUGGUCAACUCCAACUGGUCGACGUUCAAUGAGGACACGUGCAUCAUGAUGUUAAACAUGUUUGAUAAGACUCAGUCAGGCCGGAUUGACGUGUUUGGGUUUUCGGCUCUGUGGACGUAUCUUCAGCAGUGGAAGAACAUGUUCCAGCAAUUUGAUCGUGAUAGAUCUGGCUGCAUCAACCAGACCGAGCUGCAUCAAGCUCUCUCUCAGAUGGGAUAUAAUCUCAGCCCGCAAUUUAUCCAGCAAAUCAUGUUACGGUUUUCUGUAAAAUCCGCUAACCCCGGCUUACAGCUUGACCGUUUCAUUCAGAUUUGCACCCAGCUUCAGAGCCUGACAGAAGCUUUUCGGGAGAAGGAUACACAGAGAACAGGCAACGUGAAGCUCAGCUAUGAUGAUUUUCUUACCGUAGCUGUAGGACGUCUUCUGUAGGAUCAUUGUCUAUUUCACACCUCUUGUUCCCAGUCCUGUACACUAGAGCCUUGUGAAGAACGGCGUGCAAUACUUAUGUGCUGAUCCUAGUACUUUCUUGGGGAGUAAAUCCAGUCAGACCAGAAUUUUUGUAUAUGUUGCCUUUGAUUGUAUUAAUGCAACGGUUCAUGUAUAUAGACCUACAUCACAUAAUGCCGGUAUAUAUUUAUUUCCCGACUCUUUUAAAGCCUUUGCAAACUUUACCCACUAGGGGGAGACAAAGUUUAAUAAUUCAGUGGUGAAAACAAUCCUGAACUAAAGGCUUCCUUUCCUCUUUUACCCUUUCAUAGACUUCAGUAUCUUUUUAUUGCAUUAUUAUUUGAACAUUAUAUUCAGGAUAGAUAGCUAAAUGAUUCUCUUAUUACUGACAUGCUGUAUAUGCUAAUGUAUGUCAGUAAAAAGGGACUAUCCAAAUCAUUCUACUAUGGCAGAAGAUCUUAAUUCUGCUCCUUAUACCUAAAGAAGGGUUCCUGGACUGUAAUAUUAAGGAUUAUCCUUCCAAUAGGACUGGUGGAGUCCAAGCAACCCCCCCAGCCAGCUGCUUGUAUGGGCUGCUGAACUCUUAUCAAAACAGCAGAGCAUCGGAUAGCGCCUUGUGGCCAUGAAUGGUACUGCAACGCUGCAGUACCAUUCAUAGCCACUAUGCAGGGGCUGUGCUGUUCUGGAGCACAUCCGCCUAUUCAAACAGCUGAUCGGUGAGGGUGCCCAGUGUCGACCCCUACUAUCUGAUAUAUAUCACCUAUCCUAAGAACAGUCAAUAUAACAGUCCAGGAAAACCCCAUACCAUUUAUUUUAUUUUUUUACAUUCCAAGCAUGUCAAUAAUGUUCCACUAUGGGAAUCCUAUAUACACGUCCUACCUUCUACAGGACAUCGGAGCCCAUCAGGUCAGUACACUUUUCAAGCUGCUAGGGCAAGGGCAAUUGCAGGAUCCUUUCCAAUUUGUAGAGGAAAGAUAUUGUAAAAUACAGGAUGGCGGUUUGGCAAAUGUGCUUAUUACAUUUUAUAUAUCAUAGUCCUGUUGUUAACCCUUUAUUCCACGCUGUUCCUGCACUGUGUUUAUACAUUUGUUUAGUACCUUGGAGAUUGAGGGGGUCAUUUAUUUAGACCAGCAUUUUAGACGCCGGUCUUAAUACCCCUUUGCACUGGUAGUGUCUGCUUCUACAUAACGUCGGCGUAUACACCACCUGUCUAAAUCUACAGUAGCUCCCUUGCUGGUGUAGAUAUAGACCAUUUUCUAUGCCUAAAACAGGCAUAGAAAAUGAUGAAUGAGACUGGCAUGGUGGCCCACCCCCUUAGUUCAGAUCUGGUUUGAGGGGGCAAAGGAUGCUGAUUGUGGCGCAAAUAACCUUUGUGCCGCAAUCAACGCAAAAUAUAUACGCCAAAAAUGUGCACAUAUCUGAUAUUUUUAUGCAGUGAAAAUGUUUGACCACAGCAAUUUUCUUUUUUUUGAACCUUCUAGUUGCCAUAUUUUGUACCUGCCAAAGCUUUAUAAAAUCCCUGAGGAUAUCAGGUGAAUAAUAAUGUGCUAAAAUAAACAUAUAUGGAUUAAAA